UGUUGACUUCGUGAUCACAACUUAAUCAUGUACAUAGUACGUAUAUAUAUGUGCACCUAAACAUACAUAAAUAACAUACAUAAAUAUAUACAUAUAUACAUAUAGAUCACAUCUAAGUAUACUUAAUAUAUUGCGUUUUUCUAUCAAUCUUGUGUCCACGAAGAUUUGUAGCACAGUUUAGUAUAUCGAUUUGACUAACGAUGGGGUUAUUUUCGAAUGAUGAGAAGCCCAAAAAGGCCGAAGACGGUGCCGAGUCUUGGAAGUUACUGACUGAAAAGCGCCUGGAAGAGCUUUCCGAACAGGACCGAUAUUUCUACGUAGGACUUGUUGCUAGUCUGAUACCCUACUACAGUUCCAAAAACGUGGCUAGCUUAAAUGAACACCAAAAGUCUGCUCGGGAUCUGCACAAUAGUUUCCAUAUGGCGUUGUUCAAGACUCUGGCAGAUCGUACCAAGCUACCGACGGGACGUCUGGCAUCGCUGCAGCUGGUGGCAGAGGGCGAAGUGGAGAAAGACUUUCAGAUGUUUUCAGACUCUCUAAGUGACAGCAGCAAGGGAACAAAUUGGCUCGUCAUGCAAGAUCUGGUUUGCCUGUGUCUGAUUUCUGGACGGUACGACGCUCGAUCGCGCACACUCAUCAGGCGAGUGGUGGCAGCAACUGGAGUGGAAUGGCAACAGGUCUUCAACUUCGAAAACAAUUUGGCUCACAUGCUGCUGUCCGAUUUCCAAGAGAGUGCAGAAGAAGCAGCCGAGCGCGAGAUGAAAGAAAAAAAUUCCAAGUGGAAGAGGUACGCGGCUGUCGCAGGUGCUACGAUUGGAGGCGGGGUGGUUAUUGGGUUGACUGCAGGGCUGGCAGCACCCUUCAUCGCCGCGGGUGCUGGAGCUGUAUUGGGAGCGGGCACAACAGCUUUUCUCGCAAGUACAGGGGGUGUGGUUUUGAUCACCACAUUAUUCGGCGGGGCUGGUGCCAAAUUGACCGGCCAGGCCAUGAGCAAUCGAAAAGGCGAGGUUAAGGAGUUUGACUUUGUACCCCUCAGAUUAUUAAACUCACACACCAAUCGCGAUACAUCCAACGAGGACAAGCAGAAAGAUUUGAGUGUUGUGAUUACGGUUUCUGGAUUGCUCAGCCACGAAUCCGACAACGAGUCGGAUUCACUAUUAACUAAAAUGGAUCAGUACGCACUGCCUUGGAAGACUAUUGACGCCGUAGGGGAGACUUAUACGGUAUUCUGGGAGAGUGAGGAGUUGGAGGGAAUCAGUCGGUACAUGGGUAAACUGCUGAGUAACAAGGCUAUUGGCUAUGCAACCACCCAAGUGCUCUCGCAGACAGUGCUGCAUGCUGCAGUGGCUGCCGUAGCCCUGCCCGUAGCGCUGCUGAAUGUCACGGAUGUGAUUGACAAUGCGUGGAGCAGGUGUGUUUCUCGUGCAGACCAGGCUGGACUGAUCUUGGCGGACACCUUGUGUGCGCGCGUACAGGGAUUCCGACCGGUGACUUUGGUUGGGUUUGGGUUGGGGGCGCGUAUGAUCUUCAGGGCGCUGGAGGAUAUGGCUAAGAGGAAGGUGCCGGCGGUCGGUAUAGUGGAACGAGUGGUGUUGUGUGGCUGUCCGAUCCCCAGAGAUUCGGCACGGUGGGCGACAGUCAGGGGAAUGGUAUCAGGCAGGUUUGUGAAUGCCUAUUCCAAGACUGAUUGGAUUUUGGGCUAUGUGUACCGUACGCUGAAUGCCGAGUCGAGUGUGGCUGGGCUGGAUGCUGUGAUUCUCGACAAUGUGUAUGGUAAGAAGGUGGAACCAGAAUUGAGCAGGGGUACAAAUUUCCCCGGCGGGAUUAUUGAAACGACAGACGGGGAGAAGGUGAGCGCGGAAGCGAGACUAGAUACAGUGGAUGCACUUGGCGUCAUCGAAAAUGUGGAUGUGACGCACCUAGUACCUGGGCACCUGCACUAUAGGACACGCAUGCCAUAUAUCCUGUACGAAUUGGGUCUCAGCUCAACAGAACCUCCACCCCUCACCGAACAAGAGAAGCAAGACAUUGUGAAUCUAUCAAAGCCCAUCACAGACGAUGACAAGGCUAAGCUAGAGACCGAACUAGAGGAGAAUUUGGAGAAGAAUAUGGCCGGUCUGGAACUUGAGAAGCAGAAAGUAGCUCACUUGGAGGAACACUUGACCAAGCCGGCCGAUAAAGUGGUGCAGGCGGACGACAAGCCUGAACAGAUGGAUUUAAUCAAACAACAGGUUAAAAAGGAGGGCCCUUCGGAACUGGCGAUCUAGAAUAUCAGUUUGCGAAGCGAUGGGGUGCAUGUCAAAACGAAUGGUGCAUACAGGGCACGGGCGAGCUGGUAUCUCAUUCCACACACUGAUUCAAAACUCUAGUAUCAUUCAUGUUUUCGGAUCGAAUACGUCUUUGUCAGGAUAAACAUAGCCAAUAUACGACGUUGUUAUUUAAAAUAAAUGAAGCAGAUAGCGACAGGUGCAGGCUCGUUUUUUUUGCAUUACGCAAAACAGAGAUUCAUUAUUAUACCAUUUUUACUUUUUUUUUUGGUUCUGCGACAAUUCGCACGUAGCUACCGUACUCACCUGUUUUUACUAGAUAAGCAUACAGUUUAGAUGUCUAUGCAAUGUACAUUGAUCUGUAUGUUACUGUUGCAUUCAUCUUCUUGGCGCCAGCACUCUGCUAUACUCGUAGCUCCGAUUUCCUUUAGGGCAAUCAUUUAUAUUCAUUUGAGGAGUACUUUGUUUAUCCGUUCUGGAGAGUAGCAGCGGGCAACAGUGGAUAGAUGAUAAUUUACCGAUGAAUCUCGGCCUUCAGGGCGUAAUUGGAUCUGGGAAUGAGAUCAGUCAUUCAGGGCUAGAAAUAACAGGGGACAGUUAGCACUUGAAAACAACGCGGAGUUUCGGAGAUACAAAACUGCA
Messenger RNA from Sphaeroforma arctica JP610, 2909 nucleotides. RefSeq lists its product as hypothetical. Bases 201 to 2267 code for a protein of 688 amino acids. The record is from RefSeq and is a predicted model, not a curated record. The transcript has 6 exons. NCBI's taxonomy places the organism in Eukaryota, Ichthyosporea, Ichthyophonida.